AUGAUAAAGAAAUAUAAAGUGAAUGUGGUAGCCAUUGCGGAACCUUUUGUCAAUAAGCAGUGUAUGGUUCGGUUUCAGAAUAGACUGGAGUUUGGGGGAUGUAUUUCUAAUGAGGAGGCUGGAGGAAAAUUAUGGGUGCUGUGGAAUACCAAGGUAAAGGUUACUGUUCAAUCCAUCAAGGGUCAAAGUAUCUCGCUAAUGGUUGAAGAGGAGAACAAACAAAUCCUCGCAUCUUUUGUCUAUGCUAAAUGUUCAUACCUAGAUCGUAGAAGACUUUGGGAGGAUUUGAGCUUGUUGAGUACCGGAAUCACACCUUGGAUAAUUAUGGGAGAUUUUAACAUUAUCCGUAAUAAUGAUGAGAGGAUUGGAGGAAGACCCAGACUGACCAUUGCUAUGAGGGAAUUCAAUGAUUUUAUUGAUGCGGUGGGGAUGAUUGAAACAAAGUUUGAAGGAAAUAAGAUGUCGUGGUGUAAUGGGCAGCAAGGAAGAGCUCGUAGCUGGGCAAGACUGGAUCGUUCUUUCAUUAACUCGAAACUAAUGCUGGAAUUUCCAGGUUUGGUGAUGACCUAUUUGCCUAGACAAAACUCAGACCAUUCCCCGCUAGUGGUGGCCAUGGAGAAAAAUGAUAAACCGUAUGGGUUCAGCCCUUUCAAAUUCCAGAAUAUGUAG
Messenger RNA from Carya illinoinensis, 669 nucleotides. RefSeq lists its product as uncharacterized. Lineage: Eukaryota; Viridiplantae; Streptophyta; Magnoliopsida; Fagales; Juglandaceae. The transcript has a single exon. The coding region runs from base 1 to 669 and encodes 222 amino acids. The record is from RefSeq and is a predicted model, not a curated record.